AUGGGCGGUAAAGGCAAUUCAGAGCCCAAGCCUCCUGUGACCAAUCAACAGGACAUGCGGUUAGAUCCAAUUAAAAUUCCAGUCUUUGAUGGUGAUCCGGGGAAUUGGUUGUCUUUCAAAGACCUGUUUGAAUCACUGGUCCACAACCGCACUGACUUAGAUUCCAGCUACAAGCUGAGUAAAUUGCGUCAACAUGUCAAUGUAGAUAACGUGCCAUUGGUUGGGGGCCUAUACACCGGUGGCUACGAGGACAUGUGGAAGGAAAUGAAACGUAGGUAUGACAAUAAGCGUUUGUUAGUUGAGUCGCAGGUUAACCGCCUCCUGGAUUUGCCGAAUCACCCAGCGGAAUCGCAGAAGACCCUUCUUCGAGUUGUCGACACCGUACAAAAUGCUAUGCGAGCGCUAGCUGUAAUGGAUCUUCCAGUAACUCAAUGGCAAUGA
This is a messenger RNA of Rhagoletis zephyria (snowberry fruit fly), 441 nucleotides long. RefSeq lists its product as uncharacterized. The record is from RefSeq and is a predicted model, not a curated record. NCBI's taxonomy places the organism in Eukaryota, Metazoa, Arthropoda, Insecta, Diptera, Tephritidae.